AAUAACAGAGGUAAAAGUUGAAAACCAGUGCUUAACCAAAGAGAACUUGGCCUUAAAGGCCAAAUUUGACUUUCUAAAUCAGAAAAACUCAGCUAAAAUAAAUCUGAAAAGCAACGAAGAUAAGAAGAAGUUUGCUCAUAAAUUAUUCGAACAUGAAGAUUAAGUCUAUAGUAUAUCAAACAAUAAAUGCAGCUAUGCAUUCAGAGCCCUUUAGGAUGCAUCUCGAAGGUUUCGUAAUUGGCAAAUCUCUCUGUACACUAAUUCAAGAGUUCUUGGCCCAAUAUUGAGACUUUGACCACAAGAGGUAUCAUAACAAAGAAGAUCAAAGAAAAUCCUGAUGAAGUUAGAUUCUCUACUAUGGAUCAGGCCUUUGAACAUAUUGAAGAUUUCAGUGGCGGACGAAUCGAUUAUAUCACUGCCAAGUUCACAGAAAUCAUUGAAAACAUUGUAAAUCGUGAGACAAAGCUGUACCAAUGUUGUCACAAGGACAUGCACAUCUCAGAGUUCCUCAAAAGGUGUCGAGUCAAGAAGAGGCAUUGUAAAUAUACAAAAGUCAAUAACUCCGAAGGAAAAGUUUGUCCAUCUCGGCCUUAGUGAAGGUGCCAUCAACUUUAUCGAACAGAAUGGAAGUGCUCUUAAGACCAUUAGAAAUAGAAUCCAGAAGAUGCAAGUACAAACUCCCUUCACCAUGUAGGGUUAAAAGGCUUGUUAAGUGCAAGACUGAUUUAUUCAAAACUUAUGCUGAUAUGAAGUCUAUCUAUCAGGACUCAACUACGAAUCAUCUUUACUCUAAGGAAGAUAUCAUUCGAAUCACAGACUUGAUCUAUGAACUGAAAGAGACUAAAUACUUUUCUUCUGAAUAUCUUUGGCUAUCUUAAGCAUUGUGAAGCACAGAAAAUAUCUGAUGAGAAAUUAAGUGGCAUUGGAAAUCACAACUCUUUAUUUAAUGAUAUCUAUCUUUCUCGGGCACACCACUGGUGACUAAACUCUUAGCUUGAAGGCCUAGAUCUAAGCUGGUAAGACUUUCUUUUGGUGACUGAAUAAAUGUUUCAUUCAA
This is a messenger RNA of Moneuplotes crassus, 1057 nucleotides long. Lineage: Eukaryota; Ciliophora; Spirotrichea; Euplotida; Euplotidae. The record is from the annotation of a GenBank genome assembly.